Callorhinchus milii (elephant shark) is the source of this 1919-nucleotide messenger RNA. It is a transcript of the gene pcyt1ba, whose product is annotated as phosphate cytidylyltransferase 1B, choline a. NCBI's taxonomy places the organism in Eukaryota, Metazoa, Chordata, Chondrichthyes, Chimaeriformes, Callorhinchidae. Gene Ontology annotation, biological process: CDP-choline pathway. Gene Ontology annotation, molecular function: choline-phosphate cytidylyltransferase activity; phosphatidylcholine binding. Bases 181 to 1278 code for a protein of 365 amino acids. The transcript is spliced from 8 exons. The record is from RefSeq and is a predicted model, not a curated record.
UGGUUGUUAUGGUGAUAGCUCAAGGCCUUGCCUUUCAGCUUAUAUGAGAGAAUAAUGUUCAUAUUUCUCUGGGGGGGUGAGAAUUGAAAUCUGAAUAGCAAAAGGGAAAAAAAAACCUGACUGACAAUAAAGGGAUCAGUGCAGUUAGGUCGUGCAGGCAGCAAGCAGUCUUUCUCGGUCAUGCCAGUUCUUAUACUUGAUGCUGAGUCACUAGACGGUAUCCCAAAAUCCCCUUGUAAAAAGCUUCCAUCAAAGACCAUGGAGGAACUAGAACACACCUGCCCUCAGCCUCGCACGACUUUGACGGAACCCGCCGCAUUUUCGGAAGAAAUAACCUGUCGGUGCAAGGCCCCUCACGAGAGACUAACCAUUGCUCAGGCGCGUCUGGGAACACCAAUUGACAGACCAGUGAGAGUUUAUGCAGAUGGAAUAUUUGACCUCUUCCACUCUGGGCAUGCCAGGGCUCUCAUGCAGGCCAAAAAUCUCUUCCCAAAUACCUACUUAAUUGUGGGAGUGUGCAGCGAUGAACUAACACACCAGUGUAAAGGCUUCACUGUCAUGAAUGAGAUUGAGCGAUACGACGCUCUGAGACAUUGCCGCUAUGUCGAUGAGGUUGUCAGAGAUGCACCAUGGACACUAUCCCCAGAGUUCCUUGAAAAACACAAGAUUGAUUUUGUGGCUCAUGACGACAUUCCCUAUUCCUCUGCUGGAUCAGAUGAUGUCUACAAACACAUCAAGGAAGCCGGUAUGUUUGUUCCAACUCAAAGAACAGAGGGCAUCUCCACCUCUGAUCUCAUCACCAGAAUUGUGCGUGACUAUGAUGUUUAUGCACGUCGUAAUCUCCAAAGAGGCUACACAGCCAAAGAGCUUAAUGUUAGCUUCAUAAAUGAAAAGAAAUAUCGUUUCCAAAACCAGGUUGACAAAAUGAAGGAAAAAGUAAAGAACGUCGAGGAAAAGUCAAAAGAGUUUGUUUAUAAAGUGGAGGAAAAGAGCCAUGAUCUGAUCCAGAAAUGGGAAGAGAAAUCCCGAGAAUUUAUUGGGAACUUUUUAGAGCUGUUUGGCCCUGAUGGAACCUGGAAACAGGUAUUCCAAGAAAGGGGUGGUCGGAUGUUGCAAGCUUUGUCUCCAAGACAAAGCCCCACAGGCAGCCCAACAAGAGAACGACCACAGUCCCCAAACUCCGAGUGGCACUUCCCCAGAACCUCCCCCCCAUCUUCCCCAAAAGCCGCUUCUGCCUCCAUCUGUGGCAUCAGUGAUGGGGAAGAAGAUGAAAAGUGAAAAGACAAGACCCUGCAGCACGUGAGCAGAUGAAUUGGAUCAGUAGUAAUAUAAUCUCAGGCAAAGACUGGCCUUUUUUCUUUCUUCCAUAGUUCUCAGGCAUUUAAUAGAGUCUGACAGCUAUUAUGAAAUACUGUAUUACUAGUGCAUUCGUCACAAACAGUAAUAUCUAAAUGACUUUAUAUUGUACAGUAGCCCUCUCUCACUAUUAGAUGGUAUUAUAUUAUUCAGUAUCUUGUUUUCCUCAUAAAAAGACACCAUGACAUAAUAAACAUGUUUUCCUCAUAAAAAACCCAUAUCAAAACAUCCCCACUAAACACCUAAAACACCCUCCAACAGAAUGUUAUCUAUUUCAGGUUGGUUUAAUGAAAAUACAAUUAUAAUUUGCCAAAAUCAAGUGUCAAAAGUGAUGCAAGAAGCAACAAAAACAAACUAAUAUUUCCCACUGAGUAACUCUUAAUUAGAAUUUACAGAUUGGGGUUGAAAAAUGUGAUGUUUCAGAUAAGAUUCGAUAGAAUUAUCACACAAAUGGGAAGUAAUUCCAUCUAGGGUGAGAUUUCUCUAUUUAAGUGGUACUUUAGAGCCUCUAAAAUUUCAUCAUGUCUUUGAAGUCAAUUUUCUGUAGUUCUUAAAAAAAUUAC